Echinococcus granulosus is the source of this 270-nucleotide messenger RNA. RefSeq lists its product as hypothetical. NCBI's taxonomy places the organism in Eukaryota, Metazoa, Platyhelminthes, Cestoda, Cyclophyllidea, Taeniidae. The record is from RefSeq and is a predicted model, not a curated record. Bases 1 to 270 code for a protein of 89 amino acids. The transcript is spliced from 2 exons.
AUGUCAUUGAAGAUUGUCUAUUCUGCAGAUCAAACUCCUACUCUGUCGGAAAAGUUGCAGAAGCGUCUCGUCGCAUUUGAGAACACCACGCAUACUGCCUGUGUGUGCCUACGUAUGUCUCCAAGCGAGAAAGGCUGCGUCUACACUCGUUCAUCUGGCGAUGGUGAACCAAUUACGACUACCAUCAAUCCCGGCGAUCUCGAUAUAACACGGGAGAACUGCAAUGUUCUUAGUAAAGAAUCCAUUGGAACGAGAUUACAUCUGGACUAG